This is a messenger RNA of Necator americanus (New World hookworm), 216 nucleotides long. RefSeq lists its product as uncharacterized. The record is from RefSeq and is a predicted model, not a curated record. The coding region runs from base 1 to 216 and encodes 71 amino acids. The transcript is spliced from 4 exons. Lineage: Eukaryota; Metazoa; Nematoda; Chromadorea; Rhabditida; Ancylostomatidae.
AUGAACAGCGAACAGGAAAAACGAAAAAAAGUAUCAACACUUUGUCGUGACAAUGCACAAUGUGUUGACAAUAUGGCAAUUGAGCUCACAGACCGCGCAAAUGAUUCCAACCUCGCAAUGUCCUGUCGACAGUUGAGUGCGUUCGGUUCUACUAUGGUGAUUGUCAGGGUGACAAGAAGAACUUCAUAUCCAAAAAAUUAUAUCAAGAGAAGGUAA